Molecule: messenger RNA, 1215 nt
Organism: Lolium rigidum
Lineage: Eukaryota; Viridiplantae; Streptophyta; Magnoliopsida; Poales; Poaceae
Exons: 2
Coding region: 1-1215 (404 amino acids)
Source: RefSeq, a predicted model, not a curated record
AUGCUCCGCCUCCUCACCGGCGGCCUCCGCCGCCCCCUCUCCACGGCCGCCUCGCGCCCGCCGUGGGCGCUGAUCCAGCUCACCUCCAUGGACAAGUCGGGGGCGCCGGCGCCGGGCGCGUCCUUCCACCUCGACGCGCCCCCGUUCCUCACCAACCUCACCGUCCCCGCCCACUUCGUCCACCCGCGCCCUCUCCUCGACCCCGCCACCGGCAAGCACGGCUCCGUCCCGGGCCAGGUCUGCGCCACCAGCGCCCACGGCUUCCUCCUCGUGCGCUUCUGGGAGUCCCGCUUCGGCUUCUCCGUCGGCGCCGGCGGCGACCACGGCGAGUCCCUGGUAUCCGCCAUACUCAACCUCUCCUUCACCGACAUGGACACCAAUCCGGAGACCACGCGCUUCGUCUGCAACCCGCUAAGCGGCGAGCUUUACCGCCUCCCGGACAUCGACGGCACCAAGAGGACCUCCGCCUGCAACCACCUCGGCAUCCUCACCCAAUCCCAAGGCGGGGACGCGGCCCCGGACAGGUACGCGGUAGCUGAGAUGUUCACCGCCGGAGGCAGGGAGGAGGCAGGAUUGGUCAUGAGGCGGUUUCUCUCCGAGACCGGGGAGUGGGAGAAGUUGGCAGGCUUGCCGUCCCCUCUGCCGGCUGGGCGGCAGAUGGACGUCGUCACCGCCGUGGUGGCCUUCGGCGACCGGCUGUGGUGGAUCGACGAGAGCUGGGGCGCCGUCUCGGUCGACCCGCUCAGCGACCGCCCGGAGCCCCGCUUCGUGGAGCUGCCCAGAGGCAGCGUGCUGCCUGACCUCAAGGGCAUGGUCUUCAUGAAGCAACUCGGCAGGUACCGCCGCAUGGGGGCCAGCGACGGCAAGAUGCGCUACGUCGAGGUGUCCAAGGACAGGCCCUACGUGAUCAGCGCCUUCUCCCUCGACGACGGGGGCACCUCCUGGACGCUCGACCACGAGGUGCCAUUUCUCCACAUCUGGAUGGACGAACGCAACCAGUUUCCGCCCUUGAAGGAGAUGCCGGCCAUUGGGGCCAUCGACCCGCUCAACGCCAAUGUGGUCUACCUCGUCUGCGGCAGCCAGCUUCUCGGCGUGGACAUGGUUAACAAGAAGGUUACCGGGAGCUCUCGUCUAGCUAUACCCCGUGUCCCCAUCCUACCAUGUGUGCUCCCGACAUGGCUGGAAUCAACCAAGAUCCCCUACGCAGGUUUCUGA